Trypanosoma rangeli is the source of this 1176-nucleotide messenger RNA. RefSeq lists its product as uncharacterized. The transcript has a single exon. Bases 1 to 1176 code for a protein of 391 amino acids. Gene Ontology annotation, molecular function: chromatin insulator sequence binding. Gene Ontology annotation, cellular component: chromosome. Lineage: Eukaryota; Euglenozoa; Kinetoplastea; Trypanosomatida; Trypanosomatidae. Gene Ontology annotation, biological process: regulation of transcription by RNA polymerase II. The record is from RefSeq and is a predicted model, not a curated record.
AUGACGAGUUCGACACUGCGAAUGAGUGGGGACGUUGUGCAGCAGACCCAGGAAGGACAUCGAUGUGGCAAUGGGGGAGGAGAAACCGAGGCAAAUUCUAUCGAGAAACCAACCUUGCGCUGUCCGGAGUGUCUAAAUGUUUUCUAUACAUGGUCAAGACUUACUGCACACUUGAACGCCUCCGCCCACUUUUCCGCGAGGUGUGUAACGUGCGGAGAGCAACUGCGCUGCUACGGGCCCACACACCCGUAUCGGCAUGAAGCCGCAACUGGGCACUUUGGUUUUAUUGGCACAUUUUACAUUCGUAUUGAUUACCGGUUGGAUCAUCCUCCUGUGCUUUCCCACCCACAGUAUCGUUGUGUGUGUCGCGUGACCUUCCUCUGCCCCCUGCAGCUUGCACUUCACUUACGUAUGGACCACGGUGUGACAGUGAUCCCCAACGUCGCCGUAUGCCGCACGUGUAACAUUCAUGGGUCUCUUACCGAGUUGGCAGCGCACAGGAUGGAGCGGUUGGUGCUCAAAGAAGAUGAUGUGAUUGAAGUUCCCGGGUUUUCUCCUGCCCCGUAUCUGGUGCGUUGGCCAAGGCUGCCACCAUGGCCUGUUCAGAUAAAACCUUAUGCUGUCCUUUAUCAGUGUCCUAUCUGCAUCUUGGUUUUUUCCUCGUGGGAUGCCAUGGAGAAUCACAUCGAGACGAAUAGUGUUUGCCAAUGCAUGUUGGACACGAUUGGUGCUCGUUCCGAAAAUACAUCACACGCCGCUGGUGGUCAUCGCUUCUCACAAGAGGAGUUUGAGGUUCUCUUGGACACAAGUGAGUCGGAACUCUUGUCACUGCUGCAGCGGGGUUUGCAACAACAAACUUGUGACUCGGAUCAGGUUGAGGAUCUUAUGCUGGUGUUUCAGUGUCCAGAGGAAGCCUGCUCCCGUAUUUUUCUUACGCACGGCGAACUGCAGGAGCAUAUGGAACAGCACGCCCACUUCCCUGUUACACCCAAAGAGAAAACGGACGGUGUGAUCCAAAGUGGAGUCUCCUGGAAGUGGAAUAUCUCUGACUACGAGGUGAUGUGUUCGGCGAGGCGUCUGGUCGAGGAAUUUGGUUUGUCAAGAUGCUCCCUCUGCUCCCGGGUGGUGUCGCACGGCCUGGAGACUCACAACCAGUUAUUUCACCCGACAGCGUAG